Thalassophryne amazonica is the source of this 1167-nucleotide messenger RNA. RefSeq lists its product as uncharacterized. The transcript has 7 exons. Lineage: Eukaryota; Metazoa; Chordata; Actinopteri; Batrachoidiformes; Batrachoididae. Bases 231 to 1163 code for a protein of 310 amino acids. The record is from RefSeq and is a predicted model, not a curated record.
GUGAAAAAGUACCUCUGGUGGUGGUCAACGGGACGAAGACGCUGCUCGUAUCAGCAUAUUUGGAGCAUCGCACUGCCACACGAGAGGUCCGGGUUCUGGCCAUUGUGCUAAGAGGAGAAAAUGUGAACUAUCACUGCCUCCUGUGUUGUCAGGGGCAACCAUACGUCUCUGCAUGCAGCAGGCGCAUCCACUCAGACCACUUUUGGUUUCCGUAUGGGACAGCAGACAUCAUGUGUUCUCUGCCUCCCGGGUGUGAGACGCCCUCUCACAUCACUGUGACCUCUGCUGCAACUGAAGAAAAAAGUCACGUGUUUUUAAAGGUCCAGAACCAACAUGUGAGGAGUGACUCCUUCAGUCAUAACUUCACUGUUUGUUUCUCCUGCAUGUAUGAUUUCACCAACGUGCUGCAGCUGGUGCAGAGUUUGGAGAUGCUGCGGAUUCUCGGGGUGAGCAGAGUGGUCGUGUAUAAGACGAGCUGCAGUCCUGAAACACAGCAGUUACUGGACUACUACACAAACACAGGUUUCAUGGAGGUGAUUCCGUGGACCAUAACACGUUUUGUGAACGUGUCUCGAAGGUGGCUUCCACAACAUGGACCAGGUGACCUCCACUACUUUGGCCAGAUUGCUGCUCUCAAUGACUGCCUGUACAGAUACAUGUACCAGACAAGAUACAUGGCUCUGCACGACGUGGACGAGCUCAUACUGCCCCACACUGUUGACAGCUGGUCAGAGUUGUUGCCACAGCUGGAACAGAAGCACGGUGCUGAUCUCUGCUUCAAGUUUAAAAAUACUGUGUUCCCAAACACCAUCCUCACGCUUCCUCCUACUUCUCCAAGUCCUCAGCUCCCAGUGAACCUGUGGCAGGGUGUCACCGGGGUUAACAUCCUGGCUCACCUGCGCCAUGAACCCAGCACCCCAAACAGCUUCAAAAUCAUCAUCAACCCCAGACCUGUGUUCUCUGUCACCGUCCAUGGGGUCCUAGAGUCAAAGAAAGACUGCAUCUGGGUUAGCACCAGUGAAGCACGAAUGCAUCACACAAGAGCUCCAGUGCAACCAGAGUUGACAGCAGACCAGCUGAUUUAUGACGAUCGAUUGCUGGACUACAGCAGCCGCCUCAUCCUGUCUGUCAGCGCUGUUCUCAGAGCCGCUGGACUUAUCUGAGAGG